Messenger RNA from Cynocephalus volans (Philippine flying lemur), 1263 nucleotides. It is a transcript of the gene DNAAF4, whose product is annotated as dynein axonemal assembly factor 4. The record is from RefSeq and is a predicted model, not a curated record. Gene Ontology annotation, biological process: determination of left/right symmetry; outer dynein arm assembly; inner dynein arm assembly. The transcript has 9 exons. The coding region runs from base 1 to 1263 and encodes 420 amino acids. Gene Ontology annotation, molecular function: nuclear estrogen receptor binding. Lineage: Eukaryota; Metazoa; Chordata; Mammalia; Dermoptera; Cynocephalidae.
AUGCCCCUCCAGAUUAGCGAUUACAGCUGGCAGCAGACGAAGACUGCGGUCUUUGUCUCUCUGCCCCUCCGAGGUGUCUGCGUCAGAGACGCGGACGUAUUCUGCACAGAAAACUAUCUGAAGGUCAACUUUCCUCCAUUUUUAUUUGAGGUAUUUCUCUAUGCUCCCAUAGACGAUGCGAGCAGCAAAGCGAAGAUUGGGAAUGACACUAUCGUCUUCACCCUGUAUAAAAAAGAAGCGACAAUGUGGGAGACCCUAUCUGUGUCAGGGGUUGACAAAGAGAUGAUGCAAAAAAUAAGAGAAAAAUCUAUUUUACAAGCACAAGAGAAAGCAAAAGAAGCUAUGGAAGCAAAAGCUGCAGCAAAGAGGGAAGAUCAAAAAUAUGCACUAAAUGUCAUGAUGAAGAUUGAAGAAGAAGAGAGGAAAAAAAUAGAAGAUAUGAAAGAAAAUGAACGGAUAAAAGCAACUAAAGAAUUGGAAGCCUGGAAAGAACAUCAAAGAAAGACUGAAGAACAUAAAAGGAUUCAGAGAAAAGAGAAAUUAUGUCAACAAGAGAAGCAAAUUGAAAAAGAAAGAAAAAAAUUAAAACAUAAAAGUCUUACUGGAAAUCCGGCAUCUAGAAAUCUUACCAUAAAAGGGAGAAAUUCAGAAAAUAUAUUUUUUGAGAAGUUAAAGGAAGAUAGUAUUCCUGCUCCUCGCUCUGUUGGCAAUAUUAAAAUCAACUUUACCCCUCGAGUAUUCCCAACUGCUCUCCGUGAAUCACAAGUGGCAGAAGAAGAGGAGUGGCUACAUAAACAAGCAGAGGCACGAAGAGCAACGAAUACUGAUAUUCCUGAACUUUGUGACUUAAAAGAAGAAGAAAAGAACCCAGAAUGGUUGAAGGACAAGGGAAACAAAUUGUUUGCAACAGAAAACUAUUUGGCAGCUAUUAAUGCAUACAACUUAGCCAUAAGACUAAAUAAUAAGAUUCCACUAUUGUAUUUGAAUCGGGCUGCUUGCCACCUAAAACUGAAAAACUUACACAAGGCCAUCGAAGAUUCUUCUAAGGCGCUGGAACUAUUGACACCACCUGUUGCAGACAAUGCUAAUGCAAGAAUGAAGGCACAUCUACGACGUGGAACAGCAUUCUGUCAACUAGAAUUGUAUGUAGAAGGCCUACAGGAUUAUGAAGCUGCACUUAAGAUUGAUCCAUCUAACAAAAUUGUACAAAAUGAUGCUGAGAAGAUUCGGAAUAUAAUUCAAGGAACAGAACUAAAAUCUUAA